AUGACCGAAACCUCCAAAAUUGACCAUCUUAUCUCCAUCCCUGAUGUUACCUCUGAUGACUCCGAGCAAGUGACAGACAACUGGUCUGGAUUGAGUGACCCGACCGAACGCCGUCGGCGACAAAACCGCAUAAACCAGAGGGCUUACCGGAAGCGCAAGCGACUGUCAUCAACCAAAGACAUCCACCCCAAGAGCCUAAAUGUAGUACCAUCCGCUCGUUCGACCUUUACCGUGCAGUCACAAGAUCGUUCUUCCCAAGAUGAUCCGAAACUCACCUUCUGCCGGAGUCCCGAACAUUUACAAAAUAUCUUAGAGAGAUUCGCCAAGUCAGCGUUCGAAAGUUACGCGCGAGGAGACCCGACCGCCGAUCAUCUUAUGACGCUAACGAAAGUGAACGUGUUCCGUGCAUUCGCCCAGAACUUGCGAUUAAUCGGCUGGUCGGAGUACUGGAUGGACCAUGACGCCAUUUCACCGUUCAAUACAGCUCUGCCACAAAGUCCCUCUGUCCCGGGCAAUAACAGCCUCAUUCCGACCAACCUGCAGCCUACUCGAAUUCAAAAAUCGAUACACCAUCACCCGUGGCUGGACUUCUUUCCUUUACCCAAGAUGCGCGAUAAUCUCAUUGAAGCGGGGGAUGAUUGGGAUGACGAGCAACUCUGUCACGAUAUCAUGGGUUUCUGGGGUGAGUCAACGAUGGAUGCAGGACUGCUAGUUUGGGGAGAACCUUGGGACGUGCGGAACUGGGAGGUGACCGAGCCAUUUCUGAAGAAAUGGCAAUGGGUUGUUCGAGGGUGUCCUGAAUUGAUGAAUGCAACAAAUAGUUGGCGUGCCCGUCGAGGGGAGAAACUAAUAUUCCGCUAUAUUUGA
This is a messenger RNA of Penicillium verrucosum, 867 nucleotides long. Its product is annotated as DUF3425 domain-containing protein. The transcript has 2 exons. The coding region runs from base 1 to 867 and encodes 288 amino acids. The record is from RefSeq and is a predicted model, not a curated record. NCBI's taxonomy places the organism in Eukaryota, Fungi, Ascomycota, Eurotiomycetes, Eurotiales, Aspergillaceae.